CUAAUCUAAUCAAGUCUAGAUUAUUGGGCUUAAGGGUGGCCUUCAGCAGAAGAUGGGGGGCUUGCGCGCUGCCGCCCAGUGCUCCCCACCAGCCACAUGGUACUGCCAGUCGACCAGAACCCAGUCCAGUGCUCAGACCAGUCAAUCAGCCUAGAAAUUCCAAGAAUGUGCGUCGAGGUGUCGAAUGCACGUGCGAUCGUCGCCAUCGCUUUCCUGCUGAGCCUGGUCAGCGCGCAGUCCUUCAACCUGAACAGCACCCAGCUCGAUGUGGCCGCGCUGGAGAAGGCGCUGCAGGACAAGUGCCAGAAAGCCGAUGCUGACCCCGACCUUCAGGGGCCAAAGGCCGCAGUCCAGGCCUGCCUGGACCUCUACGUGAACGUCACCCAAGUGCAGCAGGAGCUGCAGGUGGCCUCGCAGUCCGGCUCAAUGGACGAGGUGUUUGGGAAGUACUGCCGCCAGUUCCCGCAGGUUUACCAGUGCCUGCAAAACGGCACGCUCAGUCUGCGCCGCUGCCUCUCCACGAAAGAGGCCGCGCAUUUGGACCGCGGCCUCGCCGUCCUGCAGGAAAUGCAGGAGUUCAUGUGCGUGAAGGACGGCGACCGCUUGGCCUUGUUUGUUGCAGAGGGCGGCGUCCAGUGCCUCACCGAGCAGCAAGAGCCGCUGCAGGCCUGCUUCAACUCCACCGGCCUGGCUGAGGACGGCGCCGAUCCCUCCUUGGCCCUCUUGGAGGCUGUUGCCUCCCCCAAGGCCUGCAGCGACUUCGACUCGUUAAGGGGCUGCGUGAACGAGGCGCUGGAGCACUGCAAGGACACCACGCCGGCCAACAUAAUCGACGCCACCUUCAAAUUCCUCAAAAAACAGAUCGACUGCAACGCCACUGAGCCCGUAGCGGUGCAGACAGUGCAGGCGGCGGCUGCGGGCGCCGCCCCAUAUUUAUCGGCCGCCCCCUGGGGGCUACUCGCCUGGAUACUGCUCAUGUAGAAAAAUCACAUUUCAUUUAUUGUUAUUACUAAGUAAGUAAAAUCGCCUUAAUUCUA
Messenger RNA from Dendroctonus ponderosae (mountain pine beetle), 1037 nucleotides. RefSeq names its product 27 kDa hemolymph glycoprotein. The record is from RefSeq and is a predicted model, not a curated record. NCBI's taxonomy places the organism in Eukaryota, Metazoa, Arthropoda, Insecta, Coleoptera, Curculionidae. The transcript is spliced from 4 exons. The coding region runs from base 97 to 981 and encodes 294 amino acids.